Chilo suppressalis (striped riceborer) is the source of this 3310-nucleotide messenger RNA. NCBI's taxonomy places the organism in Eukaryota, Metazoa, Arthropoda, Insecta, Lepidoptera, Crambidae. The record is from the annotation of a GenBank genome assembly.
GCUAUGCAUAACUAAAGAGACGUGACAGAAUUGGUAAUAAUCGAAAUAAACACUUACUCUCAAUUUUACAACAUGGGUUGUUUGGCAUAUAAAAUUGUUUGAAUUCUGUUCAAGUACGAGAUGGAACGAGAUAUCUGCGCACUGAUCAAUACAAUGUGCGAUUGUGAAAUGCAUGAUUUAAUAACAAUAUAGCUGAAAUCCUUUGUUGAGCACGUUUCGUAAUACGAACGCGAAGACGCGAUCCAUCAGCCAGCUGACGCAUGGGUUAUUCGAGCAAAUUAUAAUCACAGUUCUAGUAAUUGGUCGGUAACGUUGUGACGGAUCGGAAACCGUGGUGAAUAGGUUCGAAGUUAAUGAGUUUGGCAAGUCGUUAAUUUAGAGCUGGACCAGUGAAAUACACAAUAGCAAUGCGCACGAUCAUCGCCAUAGCCAUCAUGAACCUCGCAGAGGCUUUCCUAAGCUGCGCAGACGUUUGCAAAUCACAAGGACAAACUGCAGGGCAUCUAGCAUGCUUUUGUUCCCACGAAAAUACAGUCCGACGUAACACUUUCAAUAAGCGACAUACGGGAGAAGCUUUAAUAGUAGACGAUAGUCCCAUUUUUUAUGAACCACUAGAAUUGUCUCCUUACAGUGUAUCCUUUUUAGAACGACCGUUUUAUUUACUAAAUCCCACUUCAUCGCUCAGUCAAAACCAAAAAAAUCUUAAAUUUAAGAAACUUAAAAGAUCUAACAAUCCUAAUCAGUUUGAUUUUGCAAAUAGCAAUCCAAUAAGAAAAUCAAAAGGAAUGCCUCAAACAUUAAUCUCAUCAACCGAAAUUGUCCCUCUUUACUUGGACAUAGAUGUUAAUACAAAUGAUAUGCAACGAUCUUCAGAUUUAAUAACAAAAGACAUUGAAAACGUCGAAGAGUUAGAAAAUAAUUUGAUGGAUUGUAUAAAUUUACAUAUACUCAUCGAUUUGGAAAAAGAUGAUAAGUAUAUUAUUAACUCUAAAUACAUAAAAAAAGACCAAGUUAAAAAAUAUCUUGGUCUUUCAGAUUCAGAACUAAUGGUUGAAAUUCGAAACAAGUGUGCUCAGCCAAACCAAAUAAUUGAAACUAAUCUUAAAGACAUAAAAAAAAUCUUGACAAAAAAAUCUUUAGGUGAGCGCAGAUAUAAAGAAAAGGAAACAAACGCGAAUAAUGAAAAUGGUUCUCACAUACGUGAACACCCUAUGGUUCCAUCGACCAGAAGUGAAAACGUAAAGUCAUCUCCAAACAGCUUUAAUAAUGAAGAAAAAAAAGGAUUAUAUGAUGCUAUAAUAGAUCAAUAUAAUCAAAACGGUAUAAUUCCAGUACCAGAUGAUCAAUUGGUUAAACUGUUAUUAAAUAAAACAGAUCAGCCACUCAAAACAACUGAAUAUGGGGAAGAAGAUAACAACGUCAUAACUACUUCUUCCAUAUCACCCGUAGAAGAAAUACACAACUUAUCUCACACAAACUCUUCCCAUUUUUCAGGAAACAUAAUAUUAGAUUAUAAUAAUACACAAAUCAACAUAACAAAUGAAUUAAGUACUUCAAGUGCUAAUGGGAACUCAGAUUUUUUUAUUCCACAGGACACUAAGGAAAAAGUUUUAGAUUUUAGUAAUGAACUACACAAUAAAACAUUCCUAAUGUUAAAGGAGAGUAGUAAUGAGACAAUAUUUCAAAAUACUAAUCAGCACCUGGACCCAGAUUCAAAAAUACCAAAUUUAAAUAAAAUGUCAUCCAUUCAACCGAUAGGGGAACUAACGUCCUCAAAUGAUAGCCCAUACUCAACCAGCACAGAAAAUUAUUUUGACUUAGGUACAAAGCAAAAUAUUGAUGCUGAUAGUGAUUCAAAUGUGCAAAAUCUGGUAGCAGAUUUAGGUUACGUCGAAAGUCAGAAAAAGUCACCGAACUUAAAUAAUGGAAAGUCUGAAAUUAAGGUAAAGACCUCUAAAAAUAAUUUCCAGAAUCUAGAAAGUACACAAUCAUCGUCAACACCGAAGGUAAUCCUUGACAGUAACACUCUUCGAGAUUCAGUUCAGAAUGAUACAAGAUCCAUGGGAUUGGAAAAGCUCUUUGCAAAUGAUCAAGUAACAUCAUCCACAGAUGAAUAUAUAACGAGAACGAAAACUGAUAACUUUGUUACAAAACUGUUAAUUAAACCUAAUAAUGCAACUCAAGAGAAACAAGAAAAUACUGAAAAUCUGAGCACCACACUUCCAAUUAUAACUCGGUUAAUACUUGAAGAAAAUGAUAUAAAUAUUACAAGAGUAAGUAGUCGAGAAUUUAAAAAUGAUAGUUUAAUAAGUGAAAUACAGGGUACUGAGACAUUACCAAAUAAUGAUUUUGUGGGUAUCAGUAAAGAAAUACUAGAAAGCACCACAGACCAGAACAUUUUUAAAAUUAACAAUCAAGAUGUUGAACUAGCAAAUUAUAAUUUGAUGGAUAAUAAUGAACCCGAAAGAACAACAUUUCCCAGUGAAUUCGAUUUAAAUAAUCAAGGUAUACUUGAAUUACCAAAUAAUAAAUUUAACGAUAAAAAUAAAGAAGAACUCAAACGAACUACAGAUCCCGUCGACUAUUCGGAUGAGAACAAAGAAAUCUUAGGAAAUACCACAGAUCGUACUAUUUUAGAAAUAAAUAGUUCAUAUGGAAUUGCCUUGGAAAAUAAUGACACUAUAGGCAACAACACAAAAUCACCGGAAAUAAUCACAGUUCGCAUCAAUUCCGGAUCUAAUAAACAGGAUGUCAUUGGAUUAGAGAAUAAUGACCCUUUGAGUGGAAAAACAGGUACACCAGAAAAUGCUCCACGUCGCUCAGAUUUCAGUUCAAAAAAUGGAGAUAUUGUUGGGAAUCUCUACCUUCUUUUCCAUGAACAUUCUAUACCGGCGAAAUUUGUUCAGAAUCAAGACGGGGAAAUUAAAUUUGGCAUCGACGGCAAAACUUUAUGUGAUAAAAUAGAAAAUAAAGGUCUAAAUGAUUCAUUAAUUAUUUCCGCGUUGUGUAAGUGCUCGAAGACCGAUAAGUGUAUGGAAAAUGUCUUUACAGAAAUUAGUUAAAUAAAUCUUAUGCUUAUCUGAAUGUUCUCAGUUUCUUUUUACUCUUUUUAAUAAUAUCCUGUAUCCUAAUGGAACCGAACUGAAACGCAUACAUAGCUAAUCGGUGCCUGUUGCGCGCCUGCAUAAGGCAGACUUACCCUACUACCUACCCGAUUUAAAAUUGGACAUCAGUCCAAUUUUCGUCUAAGCACGAACCAAUAACGCAUUCUACUAGUUUUCGAGUGCGAAAUGUCAUUGUCAAAUGUGUA